UGCCAACCCCGUGUUUCGGUGUUUGAGAAAUGAGAAUUGAGGAACCAGUUUAGUUUUGAUCCCUUGAUGUGUAGGUAGUGUCGAUCUUUUUCUGUGCAUAACAAUUUGAUUAUGAUUGUUUACAAACGUAAUUUGUGGUAAUAACAUUAUAAAAGAGAAUUUACGUGAAUAUAGUCAAAGACUUGUGAACUCAAAUAGCGCAGUAAGGUCGUUUGUGUUAGUUUUCAUUCGAAUUUGUUCGUUUUAACGAGUGUAUCUUGUAUCAGAGAGGACUCGAUGUUGGACGGUGGAUGAAAAUGUGAAACAAAAUGUGCCGGUGACUGUUUGAAUAUAUCGGGGACCAAUAUUACUAAAGCUAGAAAUUAAAUUAAGACAAUGAGUUGGUUUGUGUAUCUUCUGUUGUUGCCAGCGUGCUUCGCGCAUUUGAACGUUUAUCUCAGCAGUGAAGAAGUAUGGAGAUUACUGGGUCUAACAGCAGAGCUGUAUUACGUUCGAGAAGGUCAGAUCAACUCCUACGCACUAAAUUUCAACGUGCCUGUUCCCGCUACGAUUGGAGAGUUGCAUUUCACAUGGCAAAGUCUUACGAGAAGACCGUUGCCAUACACUCUACGCGUUGAUGUGGUUUCACAUCCUGAGGCGUUGCAUCCGCCCACUUUCAACAUUCCUACUACAGGCUUUGUACCAACAGAGCCUCAGACUUGGCAGGUCGACCUGCCUUGCACGCACACCGUCGCCGCGGAAGUUGAUGUCACUAUAUCUAUGAAUAUCUCCACUGGUUCUUCAUCCACCGCGCUGCACUUCAGAAGACGGAAAAUAUGCCUUAAAGACGUUCCUCGACCAGCUGUGAGAGUCGAUAACGCGCCCCACGCGCCAACGUCAGCUGAUAUAUUCUACGCGGGAGCUGGUUGUGCUGGUGGAGCCCUAUUGAUAGCAGCAGUGGCCGCGGCCGCUUGCAGAGCUCGAGCUAGGAAGCUCCGAAGAGCUAGGAGCGAUGAACAAGACGCUCAUGCCUUUUUACCAGACUCGUCUUGCAAGUCAGCCGCCAGUUAUACCAGCUACCGCCGUCCUGCGUCGUUACCGGCAGUAGCUGCGGAAGAAAGAGCGAGAGAUCUUCAGCAAAGGAUUGCAGAAUUAACAAUACAGAGAUGUCGCGUCAGGUUACGAUCUGUUGCCAUGGAAGGCACGUUCGGCCGCGUCUAUAGAGGAACGUAUGCUGAUGAAGAUGGUAGAGAGCAAGAAGUAUUGGUCAAAACUGUAGCGGAACAUGCAUCACAAGUGCAGGUGUCGCUACUAUUACAAGAGGGCUGUAUGCUUUAUGGGCUUCACCACGACCGGGUGCUUUCCGUACUUGGUGUGAGCAUCGAAGAUCAGACGGCUCCUUUCCUACUGUACCCCUGGGGCUCCUGUUGGAAGAACCUGAAGCAGUUCCUUCUGUCAUGCCGCGGGGUCGCGAUAGGAGGCGCGGCCAGUGGCGCUCCGCCCCCCGCGCUCACCACACAGCACGUGGUUAGAAUGGCGCUCCACGCGUUGGACGGACUCUCCUAUCUUCAUUCGCAACACGUCCUCCAUAAGGAUAUCGCUGCAAGAAAUUGCGUUGUCGACGAGAACCUGCGAGUAAUGAUCGCGGACAAUGCGCUAUCCCGGGAUCUGUUCCCCGCGGACUACCACUGCCUUGGCGAUAACGAGAACCGGCCCAUCAAGUGGUUAGCCCUAGAGGCGUUGUCCAAGAAGCAGUUUAGCCCAGCAUCUGAUGUGUGGGCGCUAGGCGUGUUGCUAUGGGAACUGACGACGCUAGCUCACCAGCCGUACGCGGAGGUGGACCCGUUUGAAGUGGCCGCGUAUUUAAGGGAUGGAUACCGGUUGCAGCAGCCUGCGAAUUGCCCGGAUGAGCUGUUCGCGGUAAUGGCGUACUGCUGGGCGAUGUCCCCCGACGAUCGGCCAACUUUGCCGCAGUUGCAGAUCUUCCUCAGAGACUUCCACGCGCAGUUGACGAGAUUCGUCUAAAGUUCUAAACCAAAGACUUAGUGUUGUGCUACCAACAUUGACGGACUUAGUGUUGUGUUGUGUUACCAACAUUCACGUACGUUUUGUACGGUUACCAACUGUGAAAUGUGCCUAUCUUCGGCCCUAAGAGACUGAUGUAGUUGUAGUAUUGUCGUUUCUUAUGUUUGCUUUUGUUCUUGUUACGGGAAAUUAUGUUGAAAAUUGUUCGUUUUCUUUGAGUUAUUGUAUUGAAAGAUCAAAUUAUAAAUUUAUUGUAGAUACUUUAACGUUGACGGGGAUAAUGCUCCUCUUAUUACGUAUUUGCUUGAGUAUUUUUCCGUAGGUAUCUCGUAGUUUUAAAAGUAUUGACCUUUAUUACAUGUAAUGACUAUAUUCCAUAUAAAAGUUAUUUAUAUUGUAUUCCUGCCUCAACGUUUAAGUGUCUAUAAUUGUUAACUUAUCACAUACCGCUGUUAUUUCUAUAAAAACAAGAAAAUGACAUAUUUCGUAAAUUAAGUACGUCGUUUUCGUUUGUUAAAGUUAGAGAUUAUAAGAUUAUUUCUUAAUUUAUGAAAUGUGUCAUUUCUUUGAUACUCUUGAAGAAUAUGUAAAAUAUUCUACUUUAAACUUUCUAUAGACCCAAAACAGCAGUUGAAAAUAACAAAAAUAAUGAUAAUUCAAAGAUAAAAUGGAACUACAUUGAACAUAUUUUUACAAUGUUGGCAGCUAGCCAUAGUGUUUUAGUAAAAUUAGUUUUCAGAAGAAAGCAAAAAUUUGAGACGACAUCGGUCUUUUAUGAAACCUCAUACUGCCAUAUUAGAGUAACUAUUAUUGUAAAUAUAGUGUAUUGUAAUACGUAUAUCGAUGUGCCUCAGUUAAAUACAAAUUAUGAUUGAUGUAUAGAAAGAAAUGCUUGAUAGAAUGAAUAUUAUAGUAUGAACGAAAAUGUAAAUAGAUUGUAGAUUAUUUCGUUGAUUUAGAGGCAACUAUAGUGCCAAUUUCUAAUUCUAUCAUGUGCCAAUAAAUAAAGUGUACAA
Messenger RNA from Colias croceus (clouded yellow), 3020 nucleotides. It is a transcript of the gene dnt, whose product is annotated as tyrosine-protein kinase Drl. Lineage: Eukaryota; Metazoa; Arthropoda; Insecta; Lepidoptera; Pieridae. The transcript is spliced from 6 exons. Gene Ontology annotation, cellular component: signaling receptor complex. The record is from RefSeq and is a predicted model, not a curated record. Gene Ontology annotation, molecular function: ATP binding; protein kinase activity. The coding region runs from base 376 to 2004 and encodes 542 amino acids. Gene Ontology annotation, biological process: positive regulation of kinase activity; multicellular organism development; axonogenesis.